GGAACUAUUUUUUUUUUUUAUGUUCAACAUGGCGGAGAGACGGACCACUGGAAAAUCACGCAAGUCCCCUAGAAAGAGUGUCGGUAAAGUACAGUUCAGUGAGGCAACUACUGAAGAUGCUGCAAAGAGGAGAGCGGCUCUGGAAAAUGCCAUUCGGAAGAAAAUCGAAACUGAGAAAAGGGCGCAUCAAAUUGUUGAACGGCUCCUUGAGAACAACAUCUCCGAGGAUUUCCUGAUGGACUGUGCCAAAUUUAUUUCUCCAUCGCACUAUAAGGAUAUAGUAGAAGAGCGAUCCAUUAUAAAGAUAUGCGGCUAUCCCAUCUGCAAAAACACCCUUGAAAACGUACCGAAACAAAAGUAUAAAAUAUCUACCAGAACCAACAAAGUAUAUGAUAUUACAGAAAGAAAGUGUUUCUGUAGCAAUUUUUGUUAUCGGGCAUCAAAGUAUUAUGAAGCACAAAUCCCCCAAACCCCGGUGUGGAGCCGAGAAGAAGAAAGUCUCUCCAUCAUUAAACUUCUCAAGGAGGGGAAAAGUGGCAGAUCCGGGGAGGAAGUCAAAUUAACCGAGAGACGCCUUAAAAUUUCAGAAGUCGAGAAACCCAAACAUACAAAAGAAAGCGGUGGUUCAUGCUCUGCCAGCAGUGAUGAAGACGUACCCGGACAGGCCUUUGUCUCCUCCAUUAUCCCAGUUCCUGAACUGAGUCCUAAGGAUGCAGAGUUACUACAGGACAGUGGUAAUGGUACACAGGAGGAGAAGACUCCACACAUUGAAGACAUAGACCAGAAGUUGGCAGACACAACGGCAAGAUUAAGUCAUUUUAAUUUCAACGACCAUGAAAAGACUUCUGAUCUACCAAGAGAUACUUCUGGGAAAUUAUCCCAGGAAGCCAGACAUAGGUCAGACGAGGUGGCCCAGUCUUCAGAAGCCACUGAGGUAGUUACUGAAGUGACUCGAAGAGCAGUAAGCAAAAGUGGUGCAGAGCAUCUACGAAAACUUCUGUGCAAAGCCAAGAGUCAUCAAGCAACCCCACAAGCCAAUGUUUGUCCUGUCGUAGUUAAAAGAAGUAUGCUGGAGGUCCUCACACAGACCUUAAAUGAAUGGAAAUCGGAAGAUACCAUGAAAUAUCUCUUUGGUACAGAUUAUGUAGUGGAACAUGAAAAAGUUGCCACCUCUACUGAGGCGCAGGAUCUGGACGAAGAUGAUUUAAUCUUAGACAAUGAUGACGUUGAGGAUUCUUCUAAUAGUGUCUCAACAUUGAAUGAGUGUUUGCCUUUUAAAAAUGAGGACAAUGUAUCAAAGCCGCUUCCUAAUUUUGGAAAGCUUAGAGAAGAAACACAAAUGUUAGAACUUCGAGUCAGGGAGUUUUUCGGAGGACAUUACAUAUUACCGGAAGAGGAACACAAGGAGACAGGGCCUAAGGAAGAAACCUCUUGGGCUCCACCUCUUCCUCUUGUGGAUUCAUGUUCCCAGCAACAAAUCCGCAGACGAAUUGUAAUAGAAAAGCUGAAAAAAGUUCUUCCAGCAAUACUGAUACCACUGAAGAUGGCGUACAGUGACAUAUCCAGAGAGCUACACGAUCUGGUCAAAACUUUCAGAUUUACAAAUACAAAUGUUAUUCGCACAGUUCCUGAAUGGUCAAUAAUUGCCAUCGUCCUGCUAUCUGUUUUAUUACCCACAAUGCCUCUUCACAAGGACUCCGAGCAGAAUCCACUCUAUACCCAGUUUGUAUCCAAACUCUUAGAAGAAUUGCACUUUCAAGAGGAAGACCUGGAAUGCUUAAAAAGAAGCUUUGCCAGCCAUACACUGUCAUUAUCUUCAGUUUAGUCUUGAUGAUCAUGGAGUACAACGAAAUGAUUAAAGGGCAUCUGUCAGCAGAUUUGUCCCUAUGACACCGGCUGACCUGUUACCUGUGCGCUUGGCAGCUGAAGGCAUCUGUGUUGGUCCCAUGUUCAUAUGUGCCCGCAUUG
Molecule: messenger RNA, 1968 nt
Organism: Bufo gargarizans (Asiatic toad)
Lineage: Eukaryota; Metazoa; Chordata; Amphibia; Anura; Bufonidae
Gene: RPAP2
Product: RNA polymerase II associated protein 2
Exons: 12
Coding region: 20-1825 (601 amino acids)
Cellular component (GO): nucleus; cytoplasm
Molecular function (GO): RNA polymerase II CTD heptapeptide repeat phosphatase activity; RNA polymerase core enzyme binding
Source: RefSeq, a predicted model, not a curated record